GCCAGGCUCACUGGUCAGCCCUCUUGCCACAUCCAGGACUGCCUCUGACCAGAGCCUGGCCUGUCCUGUCCUGUCCUGCCCCAUCCUGUCCCCAGAUCCAUUCGGAAACAGUCGAUCGCAACACCGGGCAAGAAUCCUUGACUCAACCUCGCCUGCUUCACGCUCCCAACUCGACACCCGGCCUUCUGGUGGUGUUUGAUCAUGGGCGCCGUCUCCUACGAAGUCUGUGCCCAGAGACUAUCCGAUAUCUCCAUUGAUGCCAAGGUCAAGGUCGUCAUCAUCGGCGAGUUGAAGGACACCUUGGAUUUCUCGCAGAUCCAAGAUACGUCCGGAUACCUGGCACUGCUGAUCCCGGCCUUCAGCAGCAUCCUGGAGAAUGUAUCGCCCGCAUUCUAUGCUUCUGCACCGGAGCACAAACUAAGAAACUCGGUUCUGGAGAUCAUCCAUCGCAUUCCAACCAACGAAGCCCUGCGCGAAUUCGUGCCCAACCUUAUGAGUUCGUUUGUGCAUCUGCUCAAGGUUGACAAUGAGGAAAAUGCCGUCAUUUGCCUCAAGAUCAUUGUCGAGUUUCACAAGAUUUAUAAGGCCGCUCUUGAGGACUAUGUCCAGCCGUUCUUUGACAUUGUCCAAGAUAUGUACAAAAACAUGGAUGCUGCUGUCCAGGAGGCUUUUGAUGUGCCACUGCUGUCUCAGAGCACGGACCGCCCAAGCUCCCCUUCUGCAGAUCAGUCGGAGAAUGCGGCUUCCAAGACCUCGACCACCAAACCGCUGCAAAAAUCCGUCAUGAGUUUCAAGGUCUUGACGGAAUGUCCCAUCAUAAUUGCCCUAUUGUUUCAACUUCAUCGCAAAUACGUUCAGAGCAAUGUCACAAUCUUUGUGCCACUCAUCAUCAAGGUAUUGGCUCUACAACCAAAGCUACAGAAGGAAGCGCACGCUCACGCUGAAGCAGCCGGUAUCAUCUUUGUCGGUGUAUCACCAAAGAUUACAAACCGAACCGCUUAUGCAGAGCUCAAGGCCCUGCAAGUGAAAACGGUGUCUUUCAUCGCAUACAUCUUACGUAGCUUCUUCAGUUUGCUACGACACAAUAUGAACGAGAUCGCAGAGUCUGUUGUGACGUUGAUGAAGGACUGUCCACCGGAAGCCUCAGCAACCCGAAAGGAGCUGUUAGUUGCUACGCGACAUAUAUGGUAUACCGAUUUCCGGCAAGGGUUCAUUCCAUACAUCGACAUUCUUCUAAAUGAGGAUGUGCUGAUUGGAACUGGCGUCACCUCGCGCGAAACGCUGAGGCCACUCGGGCACUCGGUCCUUGUCGACUUGAUCCACCAUAUCCGGAGCGAUCUCUCCCUCGCCCAGUCUUCUCGCGUAAUCGACAUUUACUCGAGAAACUUGCACGACCACUCGUUCCCGCAUAACAUCCCCACCAUGUGCGCCAAACUGCUUCUUAACCUGAUCGAGACUCUCAUCAACAAGCUGCCCAAGCAAGAUGUCAGGCCUUUGCUGAUAAAGAUAUUGAAUGCUUUUAUUUGGAAGUUUGGCUCGCUCAAGAUGGAGUUUCCUGUCAUCCAGCAAUACUGCGCCCGAAAGAAGAUCGAGGCGGUUGGAGCGCAGCCCCCGUCAGAGGCGACCGACCCCUUGCUAGACGGCUAUCUUGAUCUACCUUACAUCCAGCCGAUUCGAACGUCGACCAGGCCUUAUGAAUCGUCGCAGGAUAUUGUACAGGACGUCCGUAUGCUCAUCCGCAUACUGAUUCAGGGCGUCAAAACCAUUCUGCAGAAGCUGCGCACAUAUCCGCCGACUGCACCAGCUUCCGACAGCGACAAGCUCAUGCCGACAUACCUUGACGAGGAGGUUGGUCUGUUCAUCACCUUGUUCCGGGACGGUCUGCAGUGCUUCGAGUACUACACGCUUGUCCACCCGGGCUCCGAUGACACUUCGAACAAGGCCGCCGAGCCAAGACCAGCCAGCUCAACGCCCUCGAAGGAAGAGAAGGAUGGCCUCGACAACUUUUCCUUCAUUUUUACGUCGCUCGACCCGCCGAUAUUCCAAGAAGUCCUGAGCCACAAUAUGGACUUUUUAUUCGAGCAACUUGCGACGCACAACUCAUGGCUCAGCGUCCCGCAAUACUUUUUGGCCAACCAGGCGGUCUCACCCAACUUUGCUGGGUUCUUAUUGCGCUUCCUGGUUGAUCGCAUCGAAAUGCUGGGCGAGCCCGACGCCUCGUCCGCUGUGAUGUUGCGACUCUUCAAGCUGCUCUUCAUGGCCGUUACGCUCUUUCCUGAGAAGAAUGAGCAGGUCCUUCGGCCACAUUUGAGCCACAUCAUUAUGUCGUCCAUGAAGCUCUCCUCCAAAGCCAAGGACUCCCAGAACUACUUUCUGCUGCUCCGAUCUCUCUUUCGGAGCAUUGGCGGCGGGCGUUUUGAGGUGCUAUAUCAAGAAGUAUUCCCGCUUCUCCAAGUUUUGCUGGAGGGUCUCAACAAUCUCUUUGCAACAGCUCACAAGCAAAGCAUGAAGGAGCUCUUUGUCGAACUGUGUCUCACGGUGCCUGUUCGGUUGAGUGUCCUGCUCCCGUAUCUGUCGUAUCUGAUGAAGCCGCUGGUCUUUGCCCUCCAGGCGGGCCCGGAACUCGUGAGCCAGGGCUUGCGUACCCUCGAGCUCUGUAUCGAUAACCUGACCCAAGAGUUCCUGGAGCCGCUGAUGAGCCCAGUCCUCAAUGAUUUGAUGGCAGCUUUGUGGAAGCAUCUCCAGCCACCACCAUACCCCCAGAUUCACUCCCACACCACCAUGCGCAUUCUCGGCAAGCUUGGAGGACGUAACCGACGCAAGCUCCUUGCUCCAAAUCCUUUUACAUUCAACCGAGUCAACCCGGAGACUGGAUUGGAGAUGGAAAUCAAAUUUGCAUCUGUCGACAACAGUGUUAGGCUCGCCCUUGAUGGCACGCUGGACCAUGUGUUCAAGAUCGCUACCGACCCAUCCGAGAACGUCACUCGAAAGCGACAGGCCUUUCUGUUUGCCAAGGCCUCGCUCGCGUUGCUCCUGGACACGAGUGUUGAUCAGAGAGGAUUUGGGCAGCUUCUCCACAACCAAUGCAGCCAAAUUCAAGAACAAGCCACCACUCGGAUGGACAUUGAUUCUGAACCGCCAGUCAAGCCUCCUGGACAAGCUGAAACACAUGCACUCUUUGCCGACCCACUGCCGUACUCCUGUGAAAAGAAGAUUGCCCAAGAUGGCGCUCUGAAUCUGGUCAUGACCGCCAUGUUUGCUGUUUCGACCGUGGAAGAUAUCAAGAACGAAUCAUGGCCUUGCGUUGAGGCAUGCUGUCGACAUUUCGCCUUUUUGUGCAUUGGCGAGAUGCUCAAGGAUUAUCAGACCGAGGGCGGCUCGCAAACCUCGGUGACACUGGACAUACUCCUCAGCAUGCCUUCGAGCAAAAUCAACGGCUUUAUAGAUGCGAUUGUCGACGUGAUCGCCUCCGAAGACGAGGAUCGACGAUUGCUAGGCAAAGCUGCGGUGAUGCUCUUUUACGAAACGUGUGUCCAGAUCUGCGGCGAUAAGGCGCUCGUGCAUCGAAUGCCUCUCUUCCAUAUCUUGGCCGGUCGCUUCUGCUCCUGCUGUUACGAAGAGGCAUGGUUCAAAAAAAGCGGCGGUUGCUUUGGCAUCUCGAUUCUGACUUCCAUCUUGGAGUUCGGCCCGCGCUGGAUGCUCGAUCACGAACUCGAUUUUGUCAAGGCCUUACUCUAUGUCCUCAAGGAUACUUCCGCCGAAAUGUCGACUGGAAAUGUGGAGGAAGCUCGACAGGUCCUCAGCCAUGUCCUCAAGGUCUGCAAUCGCCCUGAAAAAUCAGAUGCCCUCGACCGCUCCUCAAAGUUCAACAAUCUCGUGUCGCUAUUGAUCUCCGAGCUGUCUAGCUCCAAUGCUGCGGUGCGGGAGACGAUCCAGUCCGCUUUGCAGCUGCUGGGGGAUUUGACCGGAAGCGAGGUGACGGAUCUGCUGAGCCCGGUUCGCGAGCGUCUCCUGAACCCCAUUUUCGCAAAGCCUCUCCGCGCUCUGCCCGUGUCGAUGCAGAUCGGACAUAUCGACGCCAUCACGUACUGUCUGUCACUCAAGCCACCCUUGCUCAACUUCAGCGAUGAGCUCUUGAGACUUUUGCAAGAGGUGUUGGCCCUGGCCGACGCUGAAGAUCAAGCGCUGGCAGGGAAAAGCAGUUCGCAGUUCAAGAGCGCCACGUCGCUUGUCAACCUCCGAGUCGUCUGCAUCAAGCUUCUGUCCUCCGCUAUGAGCUGUAACGACUUCCCACCACCCCGACAUUAUUCCAUCCGCGGGCGCAUCACCUCGGUGUUCUUCAAAUCUCUCUACUCCAAAUCGCCAGAGGUAGUCGAGGUCGCCAACAAAGGACUACAGCAGGUGCUUGCCCAGCAGCAUCGCCUUCCCAAAGACCUUCUCCAAGCCGGACUGCGCCCAAUAUUGGUGAAUCUGGCCGACCACACUCGCCUGACUGUCUCAGGGCUCGCCGGCCUGGCCCGUCUGUUGGAACUUUUGACAAACUACUUCAAGACCGAGAUUGGCAAGAAGCUGCUCGAUCAUCUCCGGAACUGGGCCGAUCCCAAUGUCCUUCAGGAAGCCUCUGCCAAACCUCUCAGCGAGGUUAAUGAGAUCAAAAUCAUUGUUGGCAUCCUGGACGUCUUUUGUUUGCUGCCGGCAACGGCCAACGUGUUCAUGGACGACCUUGUGAAGCAAGUGCUUGAUCUCGAACGCAAGCUUCACCGCUUGCACUCGAGCCCCUUCCGCCUGCCGCUGAUUCGCUUCCUGAACCGAUACGCGAGCGAGGCUUUGGGCUAUUUCCUGGACCGGCUCUCGGAUCCUCAGUAUGCACGUCUGUUCAUCCAUCUCGUAGCCACCGAUGCUGCUACUGUCUUGCGGCUCGAGCUGAUGAAGAGUGUGGACCGCCUAUUGCUCGCAUUUGGGGAGCCCACCGCCCUAGCAAGCACUGCGAAGCUCAUCGACAGCGGCGCCCCAGAAGUCGGAAUCUCGCAGCUGGUCCCGAGUGGCGGUGGUGGUAGUAGCGCAGAAGCCACCGAUGCGGUACCCAAGACAGAAGAAACCCAGGAGAUUGUCCAAGCCCACGGGGUCGCCAUCCUUUUCGAGCUAUGCCGCCACGACCCUGACUGGGUUGUGCAAAAUCCCUCUGUGCUCACGUUCCUGAAGAAGCUCUGGCGCGCAACCGCCACACAGAGAAAGCCUCUCGCGACGAAUAGUACAGCGGCUGCCAGACGCAACCAACUGAUCCAGCAUCUCCUUUGGACCUUCAUGAAAGUCUACGCUCAAGAGCCAUCCGAAAUCGAGCUCCUUUUCAACAUGGUUGAAGGCUUUCGUCUUCCCGAGCUUGUGGACUCGAGUUUUUUGCUUCGUUUCUUUUAUCAGGAUGUUGCCAUGCCCAUGACGGGCAAACAAAUGAGGAGGAUCCUCGAAGCGUUCUUGACCCUCUAUCAAGACCCAGCUGUUGGCCAUGAUACCAAGACCCUCAUCAUGAAAUUGAUCAUCACUCCCGCUCUCACUGUUGUCUUUUCCAAGAAAGAGCACAAGGACGCGAUCGAUAUUGCCAUCAUCGAGCUUGUACAUAACUGCUUUUGGCAGCCCGGUGCCAUUGAAGCCAGCGCCGAGGCCAACCACCACGGAUCCGAGCUUCUCAAGAUCGAGCUUCUCCAGUUCACAACGCUCCUGGUGCAGCAUGUCCCGGACAUCAUCAGCGAGACUCGACGAGAUGUGAUCAAGUUCGCAUGGCACCAUAUCAAGGAAGAGGACGUGACAUGCAAGCAAGCCACGUACGUGCUGAUGGCGUACUUUAUUCGAGAGUACGAGACUCCACCAAAGAUCGUCACCCAAACUUUUGUGGCGCUGCUGAAAGCACACCAGACCGAGGGCCGUGCGUUGGUGAAGCAAGCGCUGGAUGUACUGGUUCCAGUCCUUCCAAAGCGCAUGCCCCCUGCAAAUGAAUCCGAGGCACGAAACCCAACGUGGGUCCGCUGGAUGCGCAAACUGAUCAUCGAAGAAGGCCAUACAACCUCGCAGCUCAUCACGAUAUACCAACUCCUGGUCCGCCAUGCCGACCUGUUCUACGAGUGUCGAAACAGCUUUAUCCCACACAUCAUUGCCUCGCUUUCCAAGCUGGGGCUAUCGUCUGGAGCUGUCACCGAUUUGAGAGGAAUCUCACUCGAGUUGAUUGAGCUGAUUCUGACAUGGGAGAAUCGAUUCUAUGCCGAGAAAGCCGCCAACAUCAUGGCAGUCGACACUUGUCGCGCCGCCACCGAGGCGACCCAGAGUGCCAGCCACCCUCCAGAUGAGAUGGAUGUCGAUGUCGAACCUGGACAUGAGAAUGCAGAGCGCCACGACCCAGACGGAGGACUCGACAGCACCUAUAAGGAGAUGAUUGUGACGUUUGUACUGCGAUUUGCGUCGAGCCUCAAUGAACCGCCUCAGAAAAAGGAUAUGUUCCAUCGAGCCUCGGACAUCCUCAAGCGGUUUCUCGGCAUCUGGCAAACCGCCGAUGUCAAACUAAGCGUUCUCGAAAAGGCCCUUAGUCUAGAGCAAACCGAAAGCAACCUGCAGUCGCUUUGCCGAACCCUCGAUCUCAUUAGCAUUGUGGUUUCCCAUCGAUCAAGCCAAUGGUCGUUGGCCAAUGUCGCACAUCUUCACAAAUGCAUCGAGACCUGUCUUGGUAAUGAGAACCAUCGCGCUGUCAAGUGUCUGACGGCCCUUCUGGAGACGACCUGCAAAGUUCUUGCCCAGUGCGAGCAGGGCUCGCCCGAGCUCGUGAUGUUUUGGAGACUUCUGGAUCAGUAUGCCUUCAGCCUUGUCAUGGAAUCGCCCUCCUCCGUCAAGCCGUCCGUGGCCCAUGUGAUCGAUGCCAUUUAUCGCCACCGUGCCGACAAGCUAGACCCGAUGAUGGAGGAGUCGGUGCGUCUUCUUGGACACUAUGCAAAGGAACUGAUUUCGCCAUCGCCUCCGGCUCAGCCGCCAACGCCAACGCCAACGCCCACGCCGACACCAGCCCCGGUAGUAGCUCCGGGAUCUACGCCGGCCUCUGCUCCAACGUCUGCGCCGGCAGCCCAGUCAGCGACCCAACCAUCCACUGCCAGCCCCGGCCCUGAUACACUUGUUCCUGCCAUCAUCGCCCUCCUUGGAGUCCUCAAGAUCCGGAUAUCCCACAUGAAUGACCACCGCAAGACCUUCCUUGCAUCAGUGACGCUGCUGAUUGAGAGCGUCACCGAUCCUGAGCUGCUGAGGAGUCUUCUGGCCAUAGUUCGCGGCUGGCUCUACAGCGAAGAGCCAUUUCCGACGGCCAAAGAAAAGUCCAAUCUUCUCCUCAAGCUCAUGGUCCUCGAGAAGCAUUCGGAAAAGUCGCUCUUCAAAAGCUACCUCGAGCUUGUCGCCGACAUCUACUCCGCCCCAGCUUUUGCCCGCACCGAAAUCACCAUGCGUCUCGAGAAGGCCUUCCUUAUCGGGACUCGGUACGAAGAUUCGACUCUACGGACCCGCUUCCUCGAUAUCCUGCAUCAGCACGUCCAGCCCAACCUCCUCGACCGACUCAAGUACAUCUUUGCAACGCAAAACUGGGAGCCGCUUUCUGGCGAGUUUUGGCUGCAGCAAGCGCUGGAUUUGCUUCUACGAACCGUUCGACAGAAUGAGACACUCUACCAUUGCUACUCUGGAUAUCGCAUCGCCUCAAUCUCGCACUAUCUCACCCUUGAAAGUGGAUCGACGCACUCGAUGUCGAUGGUCCAAGACCAGAUUGAGCAGCUCCAGAGCUCACAUAUGGGUUUUCUGGCUGAGGUACAGAAACAAGAUGUUGCGCAGUUGAUCAAAUCCAUGUGCCAGCUCCUGGUCCACGAUGUUGCUCUCGCUGCGCGCAUGUGGACCACGAUGUUCCCGCUUCUCUGGUCGGUGCUCGAUCCUGCAGAGCGCCACGAGCUCUCCAAGGCGUUGAUUAUGCUGCUCGCAAAGGACUUCCAUUCCCGGCAGAUGGAUGCUCGCCCCAACGUCGUCAUGGUCUUGCUCGAGGGAAUGUGUGGAUGCGUCCCGUCGGUUCAGCUCCCGUCCCAGUUGAUUGCCCAUCUGGGGAAGACCUUCAACGCUUGGUAUCCUGCAUUGGAGCUACUGUCGCAGCAAGUCACAGAAAUCCGUGACCUAUCUCCGCUGUCCGCCAAGGACGACGACAAGAUCCGCGAAAGCACGCUGGACGCCCUCACGAACCUGUUCGAGUCGCUUGGCGAAGAAGACUACUACGCCGGUCUUUGGCGCCGCAGAUGCGUCUACCUCGAGACCAACAUGGCUAUAUCCUACAAGCAGUGUGGUCUAUGGGCCCACGCCCAGGCUGCACUGGAGACAGUGCAAAGCAAAGCUCGAGCAGGCUCGCUACACUUUUCGGAAUCCGAGUACCUGCUGUGGGAAGAUGAAUGGAUCUCAUGCGCAAAGAAGCUUCAGCAGUGGGAAAUGCUUCUGGAGCUUGCAAAGCUGAAUACCGAUACGGACCUGAUGUUCGAAUGCGCGUGGCGGUUGUCGGAUUGGUCGGUGGAGCGGGAGCAAUAUCAAAUGGCGCUUUCGCAAGCAAUGGAGCCCCCAAGUCCGCGAAAGAAGAUAUACGAGGCAUUCUUGCUGAUUCCAAUGGUGGCGGAGGGCAAGGAGCGCAUGGAGGAGUUCCACAGACAUGUGGAGGAAGGCAUCCAUCUCGCACUUCGGCAAUGGGUUCGAUUGCCCGAAGCCGUGUCGGAUUCACAUAUUCCCCUCCUCCACACUUUCCAGCAGCUUGUGGAGCUUCAGGAAGCCGCCACGAUCCAAGUCAACCUCAGCCAAACCAACGCCUCGAACAUCGACGCAAAGUUUAUGGAAAUCAAGAGCACGCUGCAAACGUGGCGCGAGCGGCUGCCGAAUCUGUGGGAUAACAUCGACAUCUGGAGCGAUCUUGUUGCCUGGCGGCAGCACAUCUUUUCCAUGAUCAACAAGGCCUACAUGCCCUUGAUCCCGCAGAUGUCGCAAAACAGUGCAACCAGCACCAAUGCCAAUGCCUACCGUGGCUAUCAUGAAACGGCGUGGAUCAUCAAUCGGUUUGCACAUGUGGCCCGCAAGCACCAGCUCACCGACGUGUGCAUCAACGCCUUGAACAAGAUCUACACCCUUCCCAACAUUGAAAUACAAGAGGCCUUCUACAAGCUGCGAGAGCAAGCAAAGUGCUAUUUCCUGAGUCCCUCAGACUAUCCGACCGGGCUAGACGUCAUCAACAACACCAACUUGAUGUACUUUAGCAAUCAACAAAAGACCGAGUUCUUUUCGCUCAAGGCCAUAUUCUCCUCCAAGCUGAAGCACCACGACGAAGCGGUCGCAUCCUUUUCGCACUCUGUGACCAUCGAUUCCUCUCAUGCCAAGUCCUGGGCUGCUUUUGGACAGUAUCACGAUCAGCUGUUUAAAGAGCAUCCGGAAGAUAUCAAGCACGGCGAGAGUGCCAUUGCUGCGUAUCUACAGGCCGCCAGCACGUUCAACAGCUCGCGCUCCCGGAAGUAUCUGGCGCGCAUUUUGUGGCUCCUCAACCUCGACGAUGCUCAGCAAACGCUCUCCAAGGCGUAUGAUAAUUUCAAAGGCGAUAUCCCGCUAUGGUACUGGAUCACAUUCAUUCCGCAGCUAUUGACAUCGCUCUCCAACAAGGAGGCCGACCAUGCCAAGCAAAUUCUCCUCAAGAUUGCAAAGUCAUAUCCUCAGGCCCUUCACUUCCAGCUGCGGACAACAAAAGAAGACUUCAUGAUCAUCAAAAAGCAGUCGAGCGCGUCCGCCACUUCAUCUUUGCCUGGUUCACGGCCUCCCGAGACUCCCGCUGCCAUCGUGGAUCCGACGGCCACACCCUCUUCGAUCAAUCCCGGCGAGGAUUCAGGUGUCGCUGCUGCCACCAGCGCUACCACCACCGCUACUGCAUCGUCUACACCGGGCCAAGCAACCUCGGUCCGGAAGCUUCAGCCAUGGGAGCAUGUUGAAGAGAUCAUGAACCUUCUCAAAACCACCUCGCCGCUCCUGGCCCUCUCUAUGGAAACGAUGGUGGACCAGAUUCUUCAGCGACUGAAGCCCACUACAGACGAGGAUAUAUAUAGACUCAUUGUCGCGUUGCUUACCGAUGGAAUUCAGCAACUUGCGCGUGAUCCGGCAGAUACCGGGCCGCUUUCGGCCGCAACAGAAGUGAACCUGAAUAGGUUUGCCGACUCAAUGGUGCCCAACCAUGUCAAAUACAAGCCUGCAUUCGAGCGCGACUUCAUCAGCAGCAAACCCAAUUUGUAUACUCUUGUUGAGCGCUUCCGAGACUGGAGAGAUCGGCUCGAGGUCUUGCUCGACUGUCGACCCGGAAAGCAGCACUUGGAGCAUUUCAGCCAUUAUCUCGUGGAGUUUGAAUACCAGAAGUUUGAUGACAUUGAAGUGCCCGGCCAGUACUUCCUGCUACGAGACAACAACAAGGACUUUGUUCGGAUCGACCGAUUCCACCCCGAGGUCGAUAUCAUUCGGCGACAUGGCAAUUGCCACCGGCGCCUCACGAUCCGUGGCCAUGACGGAAGCUAUAAUCCCUUCAGUGUCCAGCACCCCGCCCCUCGUCAAUGCCGCCGAGAGGAGCGGAUUGUCCAGCUAUUCCGCAUCCUGAACAGCGUUGUUGAGAGAAAGCAGGAAACGCGCAAGCGCAAUCUUCAUUUUCAUUUACCGCUCAUUGUACCCCUGGCGCCCCAAGUUCGGCUUGUGCAAGACGAUCCCAGCUAUAUAUCGCUGUAUGAGGUCUACGAACAUCACUGUGCCAAGACAGGCACACACAAGGAUGAACCUGUGAAGCUGUACAUGGACCGCAUGAGAAGCGCCUUGACAACGCCAGAAUUUGCCAAACGCCCGAAAUCGGAGAUCCUAAGCCUCAAGAUGGAGAUUAUGGAAGAAGUAGCACGGAAGCUCAUCCCGGACACAAUCUUGAGUCGGUUUAUGAUGAAUACCAUGAGCAGCUACUCGGAGCUCUGGGCAUUCCGGAAAAAGUUCACUCAGCAGCUGGGAAGUGUUUCGCUGAUGACUCAUCUCCUCAACGUUACUCAUCGAACUCCACAAAAGAUGUAUAUCUCACUCAACUCCGGAAACAUCCUCAGCACAGAGUUGAUUUCGGGCAUGUCAAAUAUCACCUUUUUGUACAGCAGCAACGAAACCGUGCCCUUCCGCUUGACACCAAAUCUCGUCAAGUUUGUGACCCCCGUCGGGGUUGAAGGCAUAUUCACCAAUUCGAUGAUGUCGAUGGCGCGCUCCCUCAUCGAGCCCGAGGUGGAGCUUGAGGACUACUUGGCCAUAUUUGUCCGUGACGAGCUAGUGACCUGGCACACUGCUUCUAAGAAGCCUCCGCCUCAGGAACAUCACCUCCGCGAUUUGGUAUCCGUGAACAUGGAGCUGAUUGUCAAGAAAGCGCAGGCCAUGUCUUGCAAAACGGAACGAGAGAAGGGCAUCGAAUCGGGUGCGCCAGCCAACCAAACUGUGCUCGACUUGAUUUCGGUCGCCGUUAAUCCCAUGAAGCUUGCUGGAAUGGAUGUGGGUUUCAUGUCACAGCUCUGAGCCGGCUGUCAGCGUAGAUCACCCCCCCCCAUAACGAAACGGGAUACCCCGUUUUGAAUCCCACAUGUCGCUUUUUCUGGGUCCUGAAUACACACCCAUCCUCCAUGACCAAGCGGACGUGUCCAAGGAGAUCGACAUUGUAAUUGC
Messenger RNA from Polychytrium aggregatum, 11751 nucleotides. RefSeq lists its product as uncharacterized. The record is from RefSeq and is a predicted model, not a curated record. Gene Ontology annotation, molecular function: transcription coregulator activity; protein binding. The coding region runs from base 202 to 11604 and encodes 3800 amino acids. The transcript is spliced from 20 exons. Gene Ontology annotation, biological process: DNA repair; regulation of DNA-templated transcription. Gene Ontology annotation, cellular component: nucleus; NuA4 histone acetyltransferase complex; SAGA complex. Lineage: Eukaryota; Fungi; Chytridiomycota; Chytridiomycetes; Polychytriales.